Molecule: messenger RNA, 1283 nt
Organism: Mytilinidion resinicola
Lineage: Eukaryota; Fungi; Ascomycota; Dothideomycetes; Mytilinidiales; Mytilinidiaceae
Product: pectin lyase-like protein
Exons: 3
Coding region: 1-1125 (374 amino acids)
Molecular function (GO): pectate lyase activity
Source: RefSeq, a predicted model, not a curated record
AUGCUGCUUGCGGGACGGUCCGUAGCUGUCGGUGUCGUUGGAACCCCCGAAGGAUUUGCUGCGAGCACUACUGGUGGUGGCUCUGCUACUCCUCAAUAUCCUGCUGAUAUCGCUGAGUUGAAGACUUGGCUUACUGAUUCAACGACCCGAGUUAUUGUCCUCAACAAAGAGUACAACUUCAUCGGUAGUGAGGGUUCCGUGACCGAGACAGGAUGCAGACCUGCUUCGAACAAGUGCCCGGGUGAUGGUGGACAGGAUGCCAUCAAUCACGCUGACUGGUGUACCAACGGUAACGCUGGAACCGGAGCAACUUCUAUCAGCGUCACUUACGACAAAGCCGGCGUCAGCCCCAUCGACGUCGCCCCAAACAAGUCCAUCAUUGGAAUCGGAAGCUCUGGAGUCAUUCGCGGCAAGGGUCUGCGCAUCGCCAAUGGAUCAAAGAACGUCAUCAUCCAGAACAUCCGUAUCACCGAGCUGAACCCUCAAUACAUCUGGGGAGGGGAUGCAGUCACCAUCGCAGGCGCAGAUCUAGUUUGGAUAGAUCACGUCAAGAUCUCUCUCAUCGGUCGCCAAUUCGUCGUCUUGGGCACCACCGCCUCCAACAGCGUAUCCAUCACCAACAACGAGUUCGAUGGCUCAACGUCCUGGUCGGCAACCUGCGAUAACCACCAUUACUGGGCCUUAUAUUUCACCGGUUCCAGCGACCUAGUCACCCUCAAGGGCAACUACAUCCACCACACCAGCGGCCGCUCGCCAAAGGUCGGCGGCAACUCCCUCAUUCACGCAGUUAACAACUACUGGUAUGCGAACAGCGGCCACGCCUUCGAUGUCGCCAGCGGUGGCUACGUGGUUGCGGAAGGAAACGUCUUCCAGAACGUCGUGACACCGCUUCUUUCUGGCUCUGCUGGCAGUGUGUUCUCCUCCCCGGACACCACGACCAACAAAGCUUGCUCGACUUACCUGGGUCAUGUGUGCCAGCUCAAUGCGUUUGGAAGCAGCGGCACGCUUACUGGCUCUGUUACGAGCUUCUUCUCGAAUUUCAAUGGCAAGACGGUUGCGUCUGCUGCUGCUAACUCUGGCGUUGCUUCUAGUGUGAAGGGUAAUGCGGGUGUUGGGAAGGUCUGAGUGGUCUCUCGCACGACAUCUGUUUGGGAGCUUGGGGAAUGAGGUUUACUCCUUUUGCUUCUCUAGUAUAUACUUUGUCUUCUAAGUUUGGGAGCUUGUGCUUUUUGCUAGCUAUCCUAUGUAUAUAUAUUGUUCAAAAAAUGGAUGAGGAUUCUGAG